AACGGUCAGCCCUCGUACACGCAUUUCAACGAAAGCCAGACAACCCCUGUGUGAGACUUGCUCUACCUCCAGACAAAAUGAGGGAAAUUGUGCAUCUUCAGGCCGGCCAGUGCGGAAACCAGAUUGGUGCCAAGUUCUGGGAGGUGAUCAGUGACGAGCAUGGCAUUGACCCAACUGGAACCUACCACGGAGACAGUGACCUGCAGCUGGACAGGAUCAAUGUCUACUACAAUGAGGCCUCUGGUGGUAAAUAUGUUCCUCGUGCUGUGCUGGUUGAUCUGGAGCCGGGCACUAUGGAUUCAGUGAGGUCCGGACCCUUUGGUCAGGUCUUCAGGCCAGAUAACUUUGUUUUUGGCCAGAGUGGUGCUGGUAACAACUGGGCCAAAGGUCAUUACACAGAGGGUGCAGAGCUGGUGGACUCUGUCCUAGAUGUGGUGAGGAAGGAAGCUGAAAGCUGUGACUGCCUGCAGGGUUUCCAGCUCACACACUCCCUGGGUGGUGGUACUGGUUCUGGUAUGGGUACUCUGCUUAUCAGCAAAAUCCGUGAAGAAUACCCUGACCGUAUCAUGAACACCUUCAGUGUGGUGCCCUCCCCCAAAGUAUCAGACACAGUUGUUGAGCCCUACAAUGCCACACUAUCAGUCCACCAGCUCGUAGAAAACACAGAUGAGACCUACUGCAUCGACAAUGAAGCUCUGUAUGACAUCUGCUUCCGUACCCUCAAGCUCACAACUCCCUCAUAUGGUGACCUCAACCACUUGGUCUCUGCUACCAUGAGCGGCGUCACCACCUGCCUCAGGUUCCCUGGACAGCUCAACGCAGACCUGCGUAAACUGGCCGUCAACAUGGUGCCAUUCCCCCGUCUGCACUUCUUUAUGCCAGGCUUCGCUCCCCUCACAAGCAGAGGCAGCCAGCAGUACAGAUCCCUCACUGUGCCAGAGCUCACUCAGCAGAUGUUUGACGCCAAGAACAUGAUGGCUGCCUGCGACCCACGCCAUGGCCGCUACCUUACAGUUGCUGCCAUCUUCAGAGGCCGCAUGUCCAUGAAGGAGGUGGAUGAGCAGAUGCUGAACGUGCAGAACAAGAACAGCAGUUACUUCGUUGAAUGGAUUCCCAACAAUGUCAAGACCGCUGUCUGCGACAUUCCUCCCCGUGGCCUCAAGAUGGCUGCCACAUUCAUUGGCAACAGCACAGCCAUCCAGGAGCUGUUCAAGCGCAUCUCUGAGCAGUUCACAGCCAUGUUCAGGCGCAAAGCUUUCCUCCACUGGUACACAGGUGAGGGUAUGGAUGAGAUGGAGUUCACUGAGGCUGAGAGCAACAUGAACGACCUGGUGUCAGAGUACCAGCAGUACCAGGAUGCCACCGCUGAGGAGGAGGGAGAGUUUGAGGAGGAGGGUGAGGAGGAGCUGGCUUAAAUGUCUAACUUUUUCCCUUUUGCUGUCAAAUCUUUGCAGUGAAAUAUAACGUUCCAAGUCUUUUUCAGUGUUCUGUUUAUGUUAAUAAAGUCCUCAAGCAUAUUUGAAUCCUG
Messenger RNA from Sphaeramia orbicularis (orbiculate cardinalfish), 1528 nucleotides. RefSeq names its product tubulin beta-1 chain. Bases 78 to 1415 code for a protein of 445 amino acids. The record is from RefSeq and is a predicted model, not a curated record. Gene Ontology annotation, biological process: microtubule-based process. The transcript has 4 exons. Gene Ontology annotation, cellular component: microtubule. NCBI's taxonomy places the organism in Eukaryota, Metazoa, Chordata, Actinopteri, Kurtiformes, Apogonidae. Gene Ontology annotation, molecular function: GTP binding; GTPase activity; structural constituent of cytoskeleton.